CAUGACGAUGAAGAAGAGCAAGGACCGGACGCGGUCACCAAAUACAUUGAGUCCAAAACUGGCUCAGAAUUUCAAGUGCGUUCUAGCUUCCCUCGCCCUUUCCCUGGCACUACGGUUUUGGUCGACAUUCACCUUGAUGGAAGACGUGUGUGUGGUACUUUCGCCCACCAAGAGUGCAUGGCUGGCGCUGGAUGUACCAUUAUACAAAGUGGUGUGCCCUCAUAUGCUCGUGAUCAAUGGUUUGAGCGGACCUUUUGCUUCGCAGAGCUUACAAUCGAUGACUCCGGUAUUCUCCCAGUUAGGGACAAACUCAAGAAGACAUUGGAUAGAAUAGGGGAGAUCUCAGUCUAUUUCUACAAGACAAGGAAUCUUCAACAAAAAGACAGCCACACGUUCAACGGGGCAGAUAUCUCAACGGUUGGAACGAUCUCGGAGAAGGUCCUCAAAGGCAAAGCACUUUCACACGAGGUUAGCUUACAGAAGCCGCGGCAAAUACGAAAUCGGACUGUAUACGAGUUCGAGUACAUUCAACCGCAGAAGGAGCCAUUUGCCUCUUUCUGCUUUAGAUAUCGCUCCCGAAUUGCCUUGAAAGCGCUCUGCAUUAUCCCUCGAUCGUCAAGUCCGCUUCCCCUAGAAGACAGACCGGUCGAAGAUUUGACACUGGAGGAAGCCAGGGAGCUUUUGUGGCGUCAACGUCGAGAUGCGGCUGCACGCAUGAGGCAAGAAGGCGUCAAGAGGGAACACCCAAAAGAUGACGGCAACGAAAAUAAUGGCAAAGGUGACGAGGUGACGUUCGUGAGCGUGAAACGUCGCAAGUUACCGCCCACCCCCAAUAAAGAUAGAGUGGAGGUCGUCGACUUAACGUGA
This is a messenger RNA of Lindgomyces ingoldianus, 867 nucleotides long. RefSeq lists its product as uncharacterized. Lineage: Eukaryota; Fungi; Ascomycota; Dothideomycetes; Pleosporales; Lindgomycetaceae. The annotation marks the transcript as partial. The transcript is spliced from 5 exons. The record is from RefSeq and is a predicted model, not a curated record.